Molecule: messenger RNA, 1967 nt
Organism: Oldenlandia corymbosa var. corymbosa
Lineage: Eukaryota; Viridiplantae; Streptophyta; Magnoliopsida; Gentianales; Rubiaceae
Source: the annotation of a GenBank genome assembly
UUCCAAAUUGGAGCAAUUUCUUUGGGACUUUGGCAUUUGGCAAAAGCCACCUUUUUAGACAAAAUUUGCACAGAACAGAAGCUUCUCCUUCUUCCAGUUAUGUUAACAAUCCCCUUUUUCAAAUCUAUGCCGGAAAAUUCAGCCGGAGAGCUGAAUUACUGAACCCGAAAAAAAAAAAAACAACAGCUGAUCACCGAUCAACUGAGCAACCGAGCAGCCACCAUGCCAGGCCCAGGACCUCAUAUGCUGUACACACUCAGCACCGGCCAAGCUUUGAUGAGCAUCUCAAAUGGGCGGUUCGGCCCACAUCACUGUCUAGUGUACGCCAUCAAUGCGUUUUUCGGGCCUGACAUCGGCUCUUUCUCUGAGUGGCUGACAUCUGUCUUCGGGCUGGGACAUUCCGUGGGCUACACUAUGGAAUCACUGGUUCACCACCCAUUUUACUACGUCAUCAUUCUGGGCCUUCCUCUCUCUUGGUUCUACAGCUGGGUCUCGAGGGUUCUUCUCCACAGGCGUCUGCUUGAUUCUGUUUCUGGGGUGCCCCUAUCUAGAAGGCAGUGUUUUCUUUUGGUAUCAGCAGGUUCUCUCUCACACUUUUUCCUAGACCACUUGUUUGAGGAAAAUGGGCAGUCUUCAAUGUAUAAAUGGAUUCUCAGCACUGGUUGGUGGAGUGGUAGAGCACCAAUAACCCCCGACACAGUUGCUGUCAUUAGCUUCCUUAGCUUUUGCUUGAUUGGAGGCUUCACUUAUAUCAACAGGUGUGUCUGGAUCAUCUCUCUUUGAGGUUGCCUUGAGAAACUAAUGAAAAUUUUCCUUUGCAGGGUUGUCCCCGGAAAACCUCAGAGAAGUCGAUAUCAACAAUCCGCGAGACUAAUCUUGGUGGUUGUAAUCUGUUAUGCUUUAUGGUGUGCCAGCCAGAUAUAUUUUGUCACCCCUCGUCGGCCGGCUGUUGGGGAAGAAGCUGAUUUGGGAGUGAUUGUGUUUUUGAGUUGUUUCUUUUUCCUUCCCCAUUACCUCUGCAUUCUGUCCAUGAACUCAAAUGAUGUUGAAUUGUCAGAACGAAUUCCUUUAUAACUAUAUGUUUUUAGGAACUUACUGACACCAUUUAAUGUAAGAUUUUCAACUUUGAAAUCUCCAAAAUGUUCUUUUACAUGAGGAUAACCUAACGUAGCAACCAUACAUCAUCACAUUUCACGUUUAUACGUGACAUGUUAGAGAGACAUGUAACGAUAUAGGGGCUAAUUACUCCGUUCAAUACAUUUAUCUAAUCGUUCAUUUGUGCAAAUUUCACAUAUUUUAAUCCUUAAAAAUGUACUUCCCCUGUCUCAUAAUUAUUAUUCAGUUGGGUUUUUAUUUAUAGUUCAAAUUGUACUAAAAGUGAAAUCUUAAACUGGACAAUAAUUUUGAGACAGAGAGAGUAUGUAUAUUAAGGAUAAACAAAACAGGCAUCUUUUUUUUUCUUUUUUAAACCCAAAAAUGGUAGUCAUAAUUUUCUCAUUCAAAAACAAAUCGAUACAUUUUGCCAACUAUUUUUAUUUCAGUAGGUCAAUAUUGCUUUCGGUUGGACUAACCACCUCAGCAACUCUAAACCACCAGUACCUUUGCUUAUUUGAACAUAUAAUUAACUCUGGAUUAUUCUCAAUGUCCGGUCAGAUUUCAUUUUUUAUUUAAAGACAUGUUUAAGAUUAGUCAUUAAAUAAAAUAAAGAAAUAAAAAAGAAAAAGUAAAGGACGAACUACAUUUUACCCUUUGAGAGUUUGAGUUUUGGCGUGUCUCGGCUCGUUUUGCGGGCCCUGCUUCCCCCUUCCCUGAUAUACAAUAAAUCUCCUAAUUUUUUUAAUGGUAACAUAUACCCAUGAGUAAGGGUUAAACAUUUAUAGUAUUAUAAUAAGAGAGAAACCAGACAGAGGAAACAAAAAAGAAUUUUAAAGGUGUUACAUAGAAUAAAAUUUUAUGUGUCAUUUUUC